GGACAUGACUCUUUAUAAUCCGUGUUCCAAUCAAAUCCAACUCGACGUGAACUCUUUAGUCCAAAUAUUUUCCUUCUUGGAGAUAAAAGACAAGCAAAUUGCAGCUCAAGUUUGUGAGUACUGGAGGGACRUCGUUUAUACUCCAUCCUUUUGGAAGAACGUUCGUGUUGUUCUCCAUAAUAAUGUGAGAAGAUCAGUGAUAAGAAGUUUUUGCCAGCGUAGAAUCACCCGAUUUGUAUGCCGUGGUUCGACUGACGAGGAUYUAGCGUUGUUGUUUAAAACACACUGCAACAUCGCCAGCCUAGAGAUAAAUUCAUGUCGUAAUGUUACCCAAUGGUUUCUACAGAACAACUUAGGGAAACUGAACGAGCUAGUUUCCCUUCACAUUACUGAAUGCAGUCACCUUAAUUUAAUCUCUCUGUACUGUGAUAGAUCACUCGAUAAUGUGUUAGCACGUCUGAAAAGUCUUACAAUUUCAAGAUGCCGAAAUAGUGCAAAGUUACAAAAGGUCUUGGAGAAAUGCCCAAGUCUAGAAGAAAUUUUCUCCGACGGAUACUUGGCUUUGGAAUUAGUAGAUUGUCUAGAAGUCUUGCCCAAGUCAUGCCCAAAACUACAACAUUUGAAAUUGGGCUACGAGUGGUUUAACUAUGGAAUAUACAAAGAAAGAUUGCGAGCAGCCUUGCAAAUGCUGAAUAUUAAAGCCUUGGAUUUGGAGGUAUACUUGUACACUGAAGAAGUUAACGUAAGAGAGGUAGCUGACAUUUUCCACAAUCUUGAAUCUUUGACUCUUCGUGUUUUCGGACCUAGAACUAUUUCAGUAGACACACUUGAUUAUGUUUUCAAUAAAAAUCAGAACUUGAAACAUUUUUCCAUUGACAUGGAAUUUGAGCAGUUAAUUCAUUUCAGAGGUAAUGUUGAAAUAAAUGAAAAGAAACUAUGUCACGCAAUUUCUAAGAUGACAAAGUUGGAAUCUCUAAGUAUUUCACUCAAAGGCUAUAUACUUUCUGGCGAAAUGAUAUACAAUAUCAUUGAGGGAAUGCCAAAUUUAAAGCAACUUGAAAUAGGUGAAGUUGGUGAUAUAAGUAUUGAGUAUUCAGAUCUCAUCGGCGAUCAGUUACAAAAAUUACGGUCUCUCAAAAUUACAUCAAAACAAAACGAGGGAACUGGAAUUGGGACUCUUUGCAGUAAGCUACCAAACAUUAGAGAUUUAAAAGUCAAACAUGAUCGCCUUCUUAAUCGAGAUGUGAAGCAAAUGUCAACUAGCAUGACAUGCAGCAGCCUCAAGUCACUGAGCAUUGCUGGAAGUAAGAAAAUAAAAGAUGACGGCAUUCAGUGCAUUGCAAGUUCCUUCAAAUCUUUGAUCAGUUUGGAUGCUUCUUCAUGCAGUUUGAGUGAUUCUGUGGAUAAUCAAACAAAUGCCAUGUUUGUCAAAGCUGAUCUUUUAUUGCUGUUGUCCUGGUCAUCGUAUUUCUCAAGGACAUUUCAUGGAUUACCAUACAAAGUGCGAUAG
Messenger RNA from Exaiptasia diaphana, 1510 nucleotides. RefSeq names its product F-box/LRR-repeat protein 14. The coding region runs from base 5 to 1510 and encodes 501 amino acids. Lineage: Eukaryota; Metazoa; Cnidaria; Anthozoa; Actiniaria; Aiptasiidae. Gene Ontology annotation, molecular function: protein binding. The record is from RefSeq and is a predicted model, not a curated record. The transcript is spliced from 2 exons.